Molecule: messenger RNA, 6446 nt
Organism: Mirounga angustirostris (Northern elephant seal)
Lineage: Eukaryota; Metazoa; Chordata; Mammalia; Carnivora; Phocidae
Gene: WDR93
Product: WD repeat domain 93
Exons: 19
Coding region: 319-2460 (713 amino acids)
Biological process (GO): electron transport chain
Molecular function (GO): protein binding
Source: RefSeq, a predicted model, not a curated record
GCGUCCCCGCGGGAGAAGCUGAGUCUCCCCGCCCCACUGGGGGCCGGCGCGCCGUCCGAAGAACGACUUUGCGGGCUUCCGGUGGGGGCCGGAAGUGGCCGUUACUAAGGCGACGCCACGCUCCCGGCCCAGGUACUUUGCAUUUCCAUAUGAAUUAUAAAAUCAACUUCUAAAUUUCCUUGAAAAAAGAAAAAGUCCAGCUGGAACUAUCAUAGAGAUUGUGUUGAAUUUAUAGAUCAAUUGGGGGAGAACUGACAUCUUAACAAAAAAAGCAAGCUUUUCAGAGUUUCCUAGACGUUCCCGGUGCCAGCUUCUGUGAUGUCAAUCCCCAGAGGAAGUCAAGUCCAGAAGAGGUUCUCCAGUUUUAUGAGAAAGGGGCUGCUGGCGGUGCCGUCCCCAACAGAGAAGGACUGGCCUAAGGAUGAUGAAGAUGAUUAUGUCUUCGUAGACUUGGGUCAGGAGGUGGAUUCCCUGCCACAGCCUUAUCGCAUGAUCAACAAGAUGGUGAACCUUCUGUUUGACAGAUGUUGGGAAGUUAUUCAGGAGAGGGAUGCACUGAGGGAUGUUGAGUUCAGCCGGACCCAGCCCACCACCUACCCUCCACUUGUAGAAAACAAGCUCAACAAAAUGCCAAAUUGUAUGGCGAUUUCCCAAGACUAUGUCUUUAUUGGAGGAGCCAAAGGAUUCUCCAUCUAUAACCUGUACAAUGCUAAACGAAUAUAUAUUUGGGAGAAACUUAAGGUUGAUGUCACUUCCAUCUGGGCCACAGAUUUGGGGAAUGAAAUACUUAUUGCUCCUGUGGAUGAAAUGGGUAUUGCUAGACUGUUUUAUUUUAAUAAGGAUGGUCUUUUCCUAAUCAAAGCCAUCAAUGAAGUGGAUGAUGCCAGCAAGCAAACCACCUGUAUAAAGAUGGAGAUCUCUCAAGGAGGGGACUUCGCAGCCUUCCUCCUACAAGGAGCUGGAGAUAUUUGGCUGGAUGUGUAUAAAUUGCCCAAGGAGUCUUGGCUCAAGGAAGUGGAGCACCCCCAACCUGCUAUAAAUCCAAAGAAGAAAGUCAAACAGCCUCAACCGAAUACUCUUGAACCUGUGACUUCAGAGAAUUUAGAAAUGGAUAUGAACGUUUGUUUUAGAGGAGACAUUAAGCUGAGUCUUCCAGUUCACAUAAUGAAGAUCAAACCACCCAAACCAAUUACAGGUACCACAUUUAAAAGCCCCCUGGAAGUGUUCGCAAAGGUAGAGGACUAUUACGGGCUGGGCUCGGGGCAGAACCACUUCAUCAAGGACAGUCAGUGGGAGCAGCUGGCGGCCAUCUUCCUGGCACCACACGGGAAGUACCUGGACAAGGAGUGGGAAGAGGAGCCACCCAGCAUGGCCACGUUCCAUUUCCUCCUUCCCAGCAGCAUAAUUACAAUGCCAAUGGAAGUCAAGGGCCCCUCAGGGGUAGCCUGUGUCCUUGGCAUACACUGGGCUGGAAGUCACAACUUCUUCCUCUAUUCGCUUCACCGAACUCUGAAGGAUAAAGUCGACCCGGAGGGCGUCUGGCCCUGUGCUGCACCCAUUGCGGUCUCCCAGCUCAGCUACACCUGCACCUACCUAGUGCUGGCCUGUGAGGAUGGCGUGCUCACGCUGUGGGACCUGGCCGAAGGUUUCCCUCUUGGAGUCAUCGCUCUUCCCAAGGGAUGUUCCUGCCAGAGCAUUCACUUCCUGAAGUACUUCUUAGUCCACAAAGGACAGAACAUGUACCCUGAGAGUCCCUUGAAAUCCCAAAUGAAAUGUGUGGUGCUGUGCACAGAUUCUUCUCUCUAUCUGGUGACAGCCGAAAGGACCCAAGGACCCACCAUCAGCGUGCUUGUUGAGAGGCCUAUAAAGCACCUGGAUGAGGCCAUCUGUGCAGUGGCCCCGGUCCUAGCCUUACCCGGCAUGUUGCUGAUCUUCGGCAAGAAUGGCUCUGUACAGCUCAUGGAUGUGGCCAAGCCUCAGAUCAUCUGUGCCUUUGCUCUACCCAGAACCUACCAUCUGGCGGUCCCCUGGAAGCCCUUGUUUGCCGUGUCUGUUCAACACCCGUGUUUCCUGCUCCGAGGAGACCACCCAGACGAAAUUGAAUCCGACGACACCAAGGACGUCCAGAAUUCUGUUUUCUAUUUUAAUCUCGAGGCCUACCCACUCCUGGAACACAUCUCAAGAAAUCACACCAUUCCUGAAACUGACAUGACAGAGAACAUGGCCUUGGCCCAGGUGCUGCCCUUGGAGAAAAGAUGCGAGAGUUUCCUCCAGAAGAGAAGGAGCCCUCCUCCUGCCUGCCCUCAGCGUUUUGACACCCUCCGUGCUCGCAGGCAGAAGCCUGGCCAGCAGCCCGCACCCCUUCCCCGGAUCGAAGGCGUCCUCUGCAUGCUCCCAGCGGCCACCUCUGCCUGCAGAAUGAGGGGUGACUCCUGGACUUCUCUGACUCUCCUCUACUGAAGUUCCAGAAGCUGGAGAAGAAGGUGAAAGAGCAGGAGCACUGGACCCGCCUUCGCAGAUAUUCCUUGCUUCUCCAAAGAGAGAACUUCAGGAAGUGACUGGGCUGUUGCCCUGGGCCCUGUGAAAAGGCUGACCGCAGGCCCGCUUCACCCCAGGGUGCCCCGAUGGCAAGAGACGCGGUGACAAAGGGCUGCAGCUCAGUAGGCCCAGGGGCCUGCUGGACUGGCCGUCUGGGACCUCAGCAAGGCGGAGGUAUGAUCUGGGGAGCCUUCAACCUCCAGCCGUUUGUCAGAGCCCUCGGAUGGGCAGAUGUGUCACCCCGAUAAACAGCGAUACUGUUUCCAGGCUCCAGAGUUGCUGUGGUGUGCAGCCCUGCCUUCCCACCCAGCCAGACCCUAGCAGGGCCCCGGCAAUGGUUUCAGGCAGAGUCCCGGGCCUUGUGAGGACCCCUCGCCUUCUAGGCCCAGGAGAGUCACUUUGCUUAAAUGAGCAAGACCCCAGGCUACCCCAGCUACUCUGUGGCCCCCUUUCUCCCCACCCACUUCCUCUCCCUCUCUGUGCCGGCGCAUGACCUUUCUGGAGUCACUUCGGAGAGGCUGAGGCUCAGAGUGGCUGGGCACUGCCUGAGGUCACAGGGGCCUGAGAGGCGAGGUGGCAGGCAGGGACUGUACCACGGCUGGCCUGGAACCCUAGAGGAGGCCGGGGGGGUGGGGGUGGGGUGGAGGACAGGAGGGGGGCAGAGAGGUGCCUUUCUCUUCUGGAAACGGCCCUUCCAGGAGCACAGGACGGAGGGCUGCCCCCCCCUCAGGGCCUCCGCCUGCCUCUCCGAGGACACCGUGUGGUGCGUCUGACAACUGCAGGUGGUUGACGCGUCCCCGCGUUGCCGGAUCCCGGCAGGCGGGUGACAGGCAGCUCCCUUUGUGCCCCCAUCCCUCUCCUCCCUGGGGUCACACACGCUCCUCAUCGCCACGACACCUCCUUCCCGGCGCUGGUACUGACCGCAGGACGUCCCUGGACGGAGAGGUCCCCCCACCGGGAACUCAGCCCCUCGGCCUCCCACCGGGCAAGCUAGAGCCGGGCAGCAACUGCGACUCGCACAACAACCCUCUUCCUCCAGACGGCACGCACGGGGGCCACUCUCGUUUCCGGUGAGGGAGGAAAACUUAGGAUGAUGGCCGUGGCCUUACACGCCACCCGAAUGGGACAGGGGACGAAGGUUUAGGGGCCACUACUGUGAUUGUGGGCUUGACCUGUGCGCCUCAAGUAACCUUGUGAAAUGGAGAAGUUAUCAUUAUCCACGUUUCACAGAAGGGAAACUGAGGCUCAGGGUACACGGCCUGGAACAGCCUGUAUCGAGUCCUAAAGGACUUUUGCAACAGCCAAGUGUCAGAGACUCAACUCAAAUGAACUUCCGGGUUGGCUCAUGUAAUGGAAAAAUCCAGGCGUGAUGCUUUCCACGUGGCUGGGUCCAGGUGUGGGAGAACAUCAGCACUCUCCUUCCAUGGCGGGUUUGGUUCCCUUUUUAAAAAGGGAGGCCCUCUGCUUGGCUGGCAGCAUGACCGGCAACAGCACCCACGGCCAGUGUCCCUUUCUGGACGGUUCCAGCAAAGUCCGAAGCCUGCUUCUCACUGGUCUCAGCGUGGUCACAUUCCUGAAGCACUCAGGGGUUGACCGUGCAGGCCUGUGACACGGGCCCAUCCCUGGAGGGACAUGGAGGUCACGCCCACCCAAACUAAGGAGGGGAGAGCCGUCUGAAGAUAGGGAAAUGCCAGGUCACAUGGGAAGAAGGCAGGAGGGGUGCUGAGCUGGCCCUGACCCCCUCUCCAAAGUCAUGCGCUGCCCGCCCAGGCCACCUCGUUGCCUAGUGUGUGGGGGGAGGGGAGGUGGGGCAUUCCCAAGGAGCCUCAUAUGCCAGGUACACUGGAGGGGGGAGGGGAAGAGGGCAGAGGACCCAGGGCUGGGCAGAAGAGGCCUGAGCAGCGCUGAGCGGGGGACCCACGGCUCUAGCCCCACUCAGGGCUGGUGCGCCACCGGGGGCUGAGCGGGCGGUGCCAGGGGUCCCCAAAAGAGGUCCUUGCCCACUGGGUGACAGAACCCCUCAGAAGGGCCAAGAACCUUAGGUCUCCUCGGGCUGCCUGGGUGGCUCAGUUAAAUGUCCAACUCUUGAUUUCAGCUCUGGUCAUGAUCUCGGGGGGAGUCUGCUUGAGAUUCUCCCCCUCACCCACCCUGCUGGCACACAAGUGUGCUCACUCUCUCUCUCUAAGAAAGAGAACCUUGGGUCUUCUCAGGGGACUGUUGGAAGUAGUGUGAGUCAAAGGAGUGCCCAAGGUGCCAUAGUUAGGAGGCAUCACGCUCAGCGUUGUGCAAACGCAGGGAUGACAUCUGGGGAGUGGGGUGGACAAGGUGGCUCCUGGCCUCGCCCUGGGAUAAGCAGGGGCUUUGCAGUUCGGCCUAGCUGCCCUCCGCAGCCCUGGGCUACCCUGGUUCUCCAGAUACAGGCUGUUUCAGAAGCCUGGCGCAUCAGCGUGCCCCUCAGAUGGCCCUCUUUAUUUAGCAACACGUGGCCAGAGGGACAUCUGGGCUCAGCCUCCUCCAGACGCACCACCCAGGCACACGAGGCCUGGCCCAGCCUCAGUCCUAUCCCCUCCCAUCCGCCGACAGACAACCAUGACCACUACCCUCUUCCUCCCCCCCCACCCCCGGGGUUCAUAUGGUGACCCAUGUAGCAUGUCCUGGAGUAAAUAAAUGUCUUGGCUAUAAAACCAUCAGCUUAGCUGCCCCUCCUUAGGACGUGGCCCAUCGGCAUCAGCACCCACACAGUGCAGCCUUCUCAGCGGGAGCAACAUCCCUGCUCAGCAAGCAGAAGCAGCUUCCCCGCUAGCAAUCGCACGGGCGGCCAAGGAGCGUGAGGGCCCUCAUUCUGCACCUCCCAACGCACGCACGCAACGCGCCUGCCAGGACCUGAUGUGUCAACCACCACCCACCGCUGUCCCCGCCCUGACGGCGAGGCACCAGCUCUGUGAACGAUUCCCCGGGUUCUGUGCUCCGUGUCCCGCUCCGUAAAAUAGGCCUAAGCCCACCCACCUGCCCACCUCCCCUGCGGCUCCCGGGCUCAAAGGACCUGAGGUCCGGCGCUGAAUUUAAAGCCCUUACCACCCAGAUUGGCUGGCGGGAGCCGCUCCGUGGGCCUGUGCCCGCUGGGUUCUGAGCCGGCCAGCCGUGAAAGCAGCUCCCCAAGGAGGAGGCAGCACCCGCCAGUGGCCCGGUGGGGCACCCCGUGCUGAUGCCGACCUCCGGCUCCCGCCUCCCAGCAGGCGCGCGCCCCCCACUGCCAGGGCCCCCGGGGGGGCACCACCCAGUACCCUUGUCCUCGUCCUCGAGACAGGCUGGUGUUCGGCUGUGUGUGCACCCCGGGGAAGCUGCACUCCCGUCGGGUCCCCAUCCAACGCCGCCCCUGACCAUCUGCCCAGGCGCGUUCGUUAGCCUCUCCUUACUGCACGUUCCCAUCCUUAACACGGCCCCACCAGCUGGCCGCCCUCACAGGCUGGUGGGCGGAGAACCGAGAGAGCACAGGCUCUCACCUACCUGGAAGCCGCUGGCCGCCCCAGUACCUCGGAUCGGGUGCGGGGGGCACUGGCCCAGCAAGGGGGCGCAGGCGCAGGAGCGGUGCGAGGAGACCCCUUCCCAUGCCCGGUCCUCUGUCUUAUUAGCAGAGACGUGUUAAUGAAAAUUCACACCCAGGUGCUAAUAAACACCGGGCCGCUCCCGGCUCCGAGAGAGGGAGACCAGGCUCGCCCCAGGGGAGGGCGCUGGCCAAUGAGCCCCACUUAUCUGUGAAAAGACUUGCUAAUAACUUUAAUUCCCCAUCCUAAACCACAGGGCCUUUGCCAUGCAAACAGAUUUUCUAAAUUGGCUAGGCCCCUGGAAAGGACUUCCCACUCUGCUCCGGUUAGGGUCCUGGGAGGGGAAAGCAAGAUGGGAGGGGA